CAGUAGUUAGAACCAUGCACAAGCACAACCUAUACGGAAUGUUCCCAAAUACCUUGUCCCUCAGUUUUAUCAAAAAUGAAUAGAAUUAUCGUUAAUAGAUUCAUUAAAAAUUGAUUGUCGACUAGUAGCUGUUGAAUAGACGCUGUUUGUUUUGAGUUUGUAAAAAUUUUGAAAGUGGCAUUUUGGAAACUUGUUAGUUUUUUGUUGUGUUGUUUGUGAGGCAAGUUGGGAUCCAGCUAUGAGUGGCUACAGGGCAUAUAAUCCGUGGAACAAUAAAUCGAGUUCGAGCUCCAGUACCAGCGCUAGCUAUCCAGGAAAAAAAGAAAUCUCCGUCGGAAUCCCAAAGUUCGAUUCGUCCUUAGCCAGAGGUAGAACCGAUAGUAAGAAAAGUGAAGAUGACAAAAGCCGUGUUGGUUCAAGAUAUACUUCUCCCUUUUCCACUGCAUAUCAGCGUGAUACUACUCCUACUGCAGGUUAUACAGGAAGAACAGAAACCAGAAUUAAGCCAUUGUUGGACAAGAAAGACACCAGCCAUCCACCUGUGACGUAUAGGCCGUUAGCAAGAACAGGAUCUCGAUCACGUGAUCCAAGCCCAGUAGAAAAAUCCGAGAAAAGUUCUUCGUCGUCAUCAAAUUACAAUUACAACAAAUUGUACCCUAGACCUUAUCAAAGGUCUGCAAGUAGAGAAAGAACUGAAUCGAUUGGUUCUACCACUACCAUUCCAAAAUAUGUUGGAAGGAGUUCUACUACAAAAGAAGAUGCACCUAGUAGAUAUGUUGGCCGAACAUCCAUUACAAAAGACGAAGUGCCUAAAUACUCAGGAAGAUCAUCUAUGUCUAAAGACGAACCAAUUUCAUCUAGAUAUAAGAUAGGCAGUCGAGCAUCUUCCCGAGAAGAUCUAUCUUCGUCAGGUUCGCAAAAAUAUAUUAACAGUAGGUUUCUACCCAAAAACACAGUUGAAAAAAGUUAUACGGCGUAUUCAAGACCAUCAUCUGCAAGAACCAGUGAGACGAGCAGAAAAAAUAGGGAGAUUCUAAACGUUUUACAUGCUCAGCAGGAACAAGGAAGAAUGAGUAGAUCACCAAGCAGAUGUUCUUCCGUAACACCAGAAGAUAUUAAACCCAAAAUAGAACUAAACAAAACUACAAUUCCUGUUAGAACAGAGUCGCCAAAGAAAGAUAUCGAGAUGGUUACUGUUACUGUUGUUACAAGAGGAACAUCUCCAACUCAGAUGUCCCAACCUAACAGCUUCUUACGCAGCCGAAGAGUAGAUAUAGCUAAAACGGUUGAAAAACAAGUAACUAGGCCAAAAAGACCAGUUCACACGAUGGUUGAUAAGGAAAUACAGUCAGAUAGAAUGGAUGAUUCAACAAAAAUGUCCAGGUUUGUUGGAGCUUCUAGAAUAUCUUCUACGCCUUGGUCUUCGUUUUUGGACAUGAAGUUUUCGAGUCCUACAUCAAAGCAAAAGGCUUCUAGUAAAUCUGAUAAUUCGAAUAAGACUGAUGAGUCCAGUGAAAGUCCUAAGAGUAUAUCUAGAGAAGGCUCUACCAAAAGCAUUUAUCAUUCUUGUGUUAAGCACGAUAAACCUAAAGAAACCAAAUCACCGCCUAAAUCUAAGUUGCCUUCAAAACAAAGCAAUGACAAGAAACAACUUCCACCGCAAAUUCCAAAAGUCGAAACAAAGACUAACUCUUUACAUUCCUUAAAUCCUGCUAACAAAGACUUCAGAAAAUCAGUUCUUAAUAUGAAUCCAGAUGGAAAAUCAAGUAAAAAACUCGGUAGGCGUAGCCAUUCAGCAAGUUCAGCAGACUCAGAUGCUGGCGAUCCUGACGCUACAGAUGUUUCAGAAAAUUUAGCCACUUGUAAAUCAUACCAUUCAAAAAUAUCAAAAGCUGACGACAAAUCAGGUAUCAGUAGAAGAUCACCCAGCUCAGAAGCUAGUAUCAGCGCAACUACCAGUGGAAGUGAAGACGACGUAAAGAGUAAAAAAGAAAAGAAGAAACUCCACAGCGCUGGAUCGUCUAGGACGUCAGUGAAUGUUUCUUCGGCUGACGAACUAUCAGAAAAAUGUCCAAAACCUCCGCAAAGUCCUAGAAAUAAAGGUGAAGCUGAAGCUAAAUCGUUCCUUAUGCGAGCCUUGGGCCCAGUUACUAAUCUAUUUAAAGUUAAACAGUCCAGUUCUGGAGAAAAAGCUGGUUGGUUGGAUCCCAGCUCUGAGAGUAACAACGACAGUGGUCAGGAUAAAAAUAUAUUAAGUGCAAACAUAAGUAGAGCCAUCGAGCCUAUACCUGCGAAGAUUAUUAUUCACAGAGUUGAAUCUGGUGAAAAUCCGUGGUGGUUACAAAACAAUAGUGAGGAAAAUACUGAAGGUUCGGGUUUGCAAACGAGAGAUCCAAACAGUGAGGGUUUAAGUGAAACAUGCAAUCUAAGUAACAACUCUUUGGAAGAAAAUAAGCUAUGUCCACCGUCUGAGUCUUCAAUACGUUCAAUUAAACACAAUUCUUCAGGUGAGUUACCAUGGUGGUUAGAUGAAAGUGCAGAAAUACCAGAAGGUGUUGAAACUUAUCCGAAUUGGGUGAAAGAGGAUGGCACUACUCAGGAUGGAAGAGUUAUCUACAAGAUUCGCAAAAAUGAUUCAGACGAUAGCUCUUGGUGGCUUUCAAACAGUGAUAAAACUAAUACAGAAUCCAGUGGUAAACAAAAUCAAAAGCCUUGUAAUCCUAUGACCGCAAUGAAUCCGGAGUAUCUAGAGCAACAUAAAUUAAGGCAUAUCGAUUCGGGGGAGAGGGCGUGGUGGAUAAACAGUUCUGAGAAUAUACCGGAGAUGGUGCAAGCUCAGGAAGAUGUAAAAAAAAUUCAGCCCAAAUUUGCUAUUAGGCAUCAGGAUUUCGAAGAAAAACCUUGGUGGUUGGAUGGAACCCAAGAUGGCAAUCAAAAUGAAGAUGAGCCUCCUUUAGGAGACAGAGCUAGUCCAGAAGGAUUGGAAAUGCCUAAAGAAGAAGAAGCAGGGAGGCACAGUCCGUACGAUAACGUCCCUGGAAGCUACUCCAAUAUUAAUCAAAAAUCACAACUCUUCAUUUCAAAGCAUACGAAUAUUGAUGAUAUAUUAGGCGGGUCUACGCAGAUAUGGAGCCCUUUUCUGGAUAAGAUGUAUGGAUAUGAAAACGAGGUAGAUGUAGCUCAUGGAAGUGCUCAAGGAAACUAUGGUCCAAUGGGUUAUAGGCAGCCACAAAAAAUGGGUAAUAUUGGAGGAGGUCCUGACAGCUAUAUUCAAGCUCAGCAGGCAAAGUUGGAUGAUGCGGCGCUUCAGUUGUACAAAGAUGGGGACUAUGGAUCUUACCUUGACCUCGAGGCCUCUAUCAGCGAGCAGCAAGAAGAGUUUGAGGGUUUUCAAUCAAACAAAAAGAACUCUAUAGUAUUGAGGACCCAGCUCUCUGUGCGCGUUCACACCAUAAUCGAAAAGUUGCUGACAUCCGAGGGCCGGGAAUUAAGACGAGCGUUAUUCUCCCUUAAACAAAUUUUCCAGGAAGAUAAAGAUCUGGUUCACGAAUUCGUUCAGAACGACGGUCUAUCAUGUCUCAUCAAAGUCGGAUCAGAAGCAGAUCAAAAUUACCAAAACUAUAUCUUAAGGGCGUUAGGCCAAGUCAUGCUUUACGUCGAUGGCAUGAACGGAGUCAUGGAACACAACCAAACAGUACAAUGGUUGUAUAGCUUAAUAUCUUCCAAGUUUAGAUUAGUAGUGAAGACAGCUCUUAAAUUAUUACUAGUUUUCGUAGAAUAUACAGACUCCAAUUGCUUGUUGUUAAUAAAGGCCAUUCAUACUGUAGACUACUCACAGGGGCUGCUUCCCUACCAUAACAUCAUGAAGCUUUUAAAAGACUUUGAAGCUGCUGAUACUGAACUUUUAAUCUACGCCAUGACACUGAUUAACAAAUUGCUCGGUGGAGUACCAGACCAAGAUACCUACUACGACCAAAGCGAUACACUAGAAGAACAAGGCCUAGAAGCUGUGAUUCAAAGAUACAUGUCAAAACCUGGAACUGACCUAGAUCUUCUACAGCAGUUCCAGAUCUACGAAGCAGUAUUACAGUACGAAGACGGUGAUGAAAGUACUACUCCAAUCCGACAUUUGGAUGAAAACAUUAGGAAAACUAUAAGGAAUAGGAAAUCUUUGUCUCAGUCUACUGAACGGAGGAAGAGCAGGCGGCAUUCUACAGGAAAUAGUCCAAUGUACCCCGGUAUGGUUAGGAAUAACAAUAACUUGAAUUUGCAAACCAACAGAGAAGAUGAAGAUGAUGAGUCUUCGAGUUCGCAGUCUUCUGGUAUCAAUAAUUCUCAACUCAAUGGUAGCUAUAAGGAUAGUAAUAAAGCCUUCGAAGCUGGCGUAACUCCUGCUUUAAAAAGGCGCCGAGAAAGAGCAGAGCGGCAAAGAAGCUUCAUGAAAGAGCAGGAAUCGGCAGGGUUCUUUCGAAACUGUCUUCUUCAUGAAGGAAAGAACGAAAACGAAAACGGAAACUAUCCAUUCCAACAGAGAAUUUCAAAUGGAAACUCAAUCAUGCGCAACUCGAGCCGCAAAGACCUAACGCCCUUGAUGAACGCCGUCAACAAGCUCGAUUCCGAAGAAAAACAACCCUGGAUCUACUCGAUGAUCCAAAACCAAGAAAACCUCGAAGAUGCUGAAAACGCGAACGACAACGACCGAAACGUCUUACUACAACUGAAACGCGAGAAUACCGUAAAAGAUAUCACCCAGAAGCUGGCCAAUCAAAACAUACUACACAGUCCUUCCGAAGAGAAUAAAAUAAAUCGAAUAGGAGAUAUGUCUGGGUUGAUAUCGAAAGCUAAGGAAGGACUGGCCAAAUCGAAGUCUAAGGCUGAUGUGUUGAAGACUCCCAGUGGUGAAAACGUUCCUAAAACCGAGAUUAAGAAGUCCGAGAACGAACUAAGGUGGGAAGAACUGAUUGCUAGCCUUAAUCGAUCCCUGAACUUAUGUGAUAUGGACUUCACCGACCUAGGAAGCGACGACGAAGUAGAUAUACUAGCUCCAGUAGCUGUAACCAACGGAAUACCUCCUCCACCUCCACCUCUUAAAGACAUGUGCAGCGCGCCACCUCCUCCACCUAGACUCGUACCACCUGCGCCAGCUGCACCAGCUCCUCCGAUGUUUAACCUCCAAAGACAAAAUAAAACCUCGGAAACAAAGAUACCCAUCAAGAAGAACAAGAAAACUGUUAAGCUGUUUUGGAAGGAAGUUAGAGAUGAUGCCAUCAGUCAUCUGAAACUCAAGACGGGAUUCAUUUGGGAUGAGCUGUCUCCGGUUACUGUGGAUACCCAAAAGUUGGAGCAUCUGUUUGAGUCGAGGGCGAAGGACCUUAUUACUAAGAAACAACAAGAAAUGAACAAAAACAAAGAGAUCAUAGUUCUGGACCCCAAACGCUCCAACGCCAUCAACAUCGGCAUGACCAAGCUCCCCCCACCACGUUCCAUCAAAACCGCCAUCUUAAAAAUGGACGCCACCAUCAUGAACCGCGAAGGCAUCGAGAAACUCCUCACCAUGUUACCAACGGAAGAAGAGAGAACCAAGAUCCAGGAAGCCCAAGCUGCCAAUCCCGACAUACCUCUAGGUAGUGCUGAGCAGUUCCUCUUAACCUUAGCCUCUAUUUCUGAGCUUCCAGCUCGUCUGAAGCUGUGGGCUUUCAAACUGGAUUUUGAGAACUCAGAACGGGAGAUCGCUGAGCCUCUUAUGGAUCUCAAGCAGGGCUUCGAAGUUCUGCGUGUAAAUAAAACUUUUAGGGGCAUUCUGAGUACGUUGCUUUCUGUGGGGAAUUUUCUGAACGGGAACGAAGUGAGGGGUUUUCAAAUUGAGUAUCUAGCCAAAGUACCUGAAGUGAAAGAUACGGUUCACAAGCAUUCGUUGUUGCACCACCUUUGCCAUAUUGUCAUGGAGAAGUUUCCAGAUGCUACCGAUUUGUAUUCUGAGAUUGGAGCCAUAACCAGGGCAUCGAAGAUCGACUUCGACGAACUCGCCCUAAAUAUCCAAAGGCUCGAAGCAGAUUGCAAAGCCUCCUGGGACCACUUAAAAGUAAUAGCCAAGCACGAUGGGUCUACAAUGAUGAAAGUUAAGAUGUCUGACUUCCUAUCAGAUUGCGCGGAAAGAAUUAUCCUCCUGGGUAUUGUACACAGAAGGAUAAUCAAUAGGUUUCAUAAGUUCCUUCUAUGGUUGGGGAUUCCCCUGCAUCAGAUAUCUGACACGAAACCCAAUGAGUUCUGUAGAAUAGUAUCCGAAUUCUCACUUGAAUACAGAACGACCAGGGAGCGAGUUCUUCAGCAGUUAGAGAAAAAAGCAAACCAUAGAGAGAGAAACAAGACACGCGGAAAAAUGAUUACAGAUGUAGGAAAAUUCAGAACAAAAGAAGACCGAGCCGACGCUGAGCUCCGCCAGUUACUCGGCAGCGAUAUGUCCGACGUAGAAAGUCUUCAAGGAACUCUUCCGUGGAGAAGAACGCGCAGAGAGAGUAAUAGGUCCUUUAUGAGCACCGGAAACGGAAACUUGACUGAUGGAGACGACGAGCUGAUCGAAACGUUGGUAAAAACCGCCACUAAAGCACCUUCAACCAGAACUGCCCCAAGGGAGAGAAAGAGAACCAGACAUGCUGACAGAAAGUCUCUUAAGCGAUCUAGAACUAGAGAAAAUAAUCCAUUGGGUAGCAGAGAUUCUCCAUGAUUUUAAAAAUUGUUCGAAGAACACUCAAGAACGGUUUGUCUGAGGAAGAGAAGAAACACCUGUCAGCUUACAUAAAGGGGUAUUAAGACGAAAGAAACCAAAAAGUGCUGUGUCCUACCGAAGCUUAUUUAUUAUACACCUUAGAGUAGUCAUUUUGUAUCGAAAACGUUAAAAUUGACAACUUACUGCAUUUAUAGGUCCCUGAAAUAAUUUUUUUAUUCUUCUACACGGUCGUUAUAUUCUGUAGCAUUGAUAAUCUAUGAGCCAGAGGGGGGUAGAGUAUGAAUUUUUAUGUUCCUUCGGUAUCUUGUAUCUUGACGUUUUUUUGUAUAUUUUUUGGUGCGUAGAUUCGAUUUUUAGAGGGUACCAGUCUGAAAACCCGUCAGAUAAUGUGUUAUUAGCAAUUUACUUGUUUAAAUGAUUGUAACUCUUAAACUGUUUGAGUUAUUUAAUUUUACCAAAAUGAAAAUUGUUUCUUUUGAAAAAAUGAACAAAAUGAUAUUUGGUAAACUUUGAUCCGAUUGUUAGAAUCGAAGUUAUAACAAAUUUCGUGAAAAAUAAUUGCAAAAUAGGCAUUCGAUGGUGGUUUUCCAAAUAUAACACAGCUUUCAAUUUUGCGAUUAACUUUCAAAAACCUCUCAUUUUAAAGGUAAUUAUUUCAGUCCAAAAAAUACUUUGCAAACUGGCUUUAUCUGUAUUAAUAAAAAAAGUUAUAAUAAUUAAGCACUAAAAAUUUCACUAAAAAGUUGCGAAUUAAUUUAUUUAUAAGAUAUUUAAACAAAAUUAAGCUAUAAACUGUGGAAAUUGGGCUAACGGAAGUUAUCGAGCUUUGGUAAAUGUUUUUAUGUUAAUUUUUUGCCGAAAUAUUGAAAAUUUAUUUGUUCACAGAGCUUGUUCCAAAAAGUUCAAUGUCUUGGUAAAAAAUUCACAUAUUUUCAAAGUUUAUAGCUUAAUUUUGUUUCAAUCUCUUUAUAAAUAAAUGUUUUUAAAACUUUUUAGCGAAAUUUUUAAUGUUAAAUUGAUAUAACUUUUUUACUAAUAAAGAUAAAGUCAUUUUACAUAAAGUUUUUUUAAGAUGGAACAAUUAUCUUUAAAAUGAGGGGGCUUUACAAGUUAAUCGUAUUUAUGAAAGAUGAUUAUACUUGGAAAAGCAUCAUCGAAUGCCUAUUUUGCAAUUGUUUUUCAGGAUUUGUUAUAACUUCGGUUCUAACAAUCGGAUCAAAAUUUAGUAACCACCAUUUUGUCCAUUUUUCCAAAGGAACAAUUUUCAUUUCGGUAAAAUUAAAUAUCUCUAAUAUUGUAGGAGAUACAAUCAUUUAAGCAGUUAAUAACAAAUUAUUUGACGGGAUUUUAGCCUGGUACCACAAUCGGAUUUACGCACCAAAAAACAUAAAAAGUCAAGGUAUCGUAUAAAAGUGAAUACUAAAGCUUCACCUGGCUCCUAGAAUAUAAUAAGUGUUGACAUGUCUUAAAAAAAUGUCAAUUUUAACUUUUUUACUGCAGUUCUACUCCCAAAAACAUCUUCUAAAGAUGUAAAAUUUUACACUGACUUUGUUAUGUGAUACUCUCGCAGCUGCUCACUCACCUCGUUGUUUUUUUACUAUUUAUGUGUAUGUAGUUCAUUUCUUUUAAGAAUUAUUAGUUUUUAUUUAUUUUUAAUUUAGUUAGACGAGGAACAGCUGUGGAUCUUUUUAAUUCAAUUGUCGAAAGCGCCUUUUCAAGUGGCUACUAGUCUUGAUGUCAAUUUAACUAACAAACUUUGUAAGUAUCAUUUGAGAGUUAAAUUCGUAUUAUAGUAGAUAUUGUAACGGGCAUCCUUAGUAAAACACAAGAAAAAGUAAAAUUCAAUUCUGACGAAGGUAUUGACGACGCUACGCUCUAUUAUUCAUUCCUGCGAACAAUAGGUACGGUUAAUUUAAACGAAAAUACUAAUCGAAAUAUUAAUCAGUAUACACACACCCGUCAAUGAGAAAGAACAAUCAGUACUUGUUUUAGGUUAGAGAUGGGACUGACUCGAUCAAUACUCGAUCCUGUAAGGAACGGGUAAGCAACCAAUCAAUACUUGGUCGCCGCAGCAGGACGGUUUGGGAGCUGCUAUUAAAUAAAUACUUUAGCAGCAGCGGUUGGCCUGCAGUCAAUACCCUCGGACCAGUGUAGUUGUUACCAUAUCAACAAUCCGGAAAUCCUGUAAAUCCCGUAAAAUUAUUUUGGAUCGUGUCAUUCCAAUUUUUAAAAUUCGCGCCACCAUGAGAAGCACUGUAGAAAUAUCAAAUCCCUCCAUGUCAGCCCUCCAAGCGAAUAGGACAAUUUCAUCACACAACAUCGUGUCAGUUGUAAUGUAAAAGUAAUGUACUCGAGGAAGAGAAAGGAAAAUAGUAGGUACAGAAAAAUUGAGAUUAGUAUCAGCUUGAAGCACAGACAUUAGACUAAGAUUUAUAAGAUAAAUAGAAAAUAUUAACAAAAGGUUAAUGUUUUGUUGAAUAUUCUAUGUAAAGAAAUAUUAAAAGAAAACAACAAAUGACCAAAGAAAAAGGUUAAAAUACCAAUACCCUAAAGGAACCUUAAAUCUAGAAGAAAGGGGACGAUUUACAUUCGUUUUAUGUAUCUUCUUUAUGUACCAUUCCUUUCAGAACGUUGGCUACCAUCAUAGCUAUCUUAAUUUUAUUCACUGCCACCCUAAAUAGCAUGCUUGUACCAACCCCAUACCAAUCUCGCAAAUUCUUCAACCAUGAGGUUCUUCUUCGACUGCGUUUGCCUGCUAUUUUUCCUUGCAUGAUAUUUUGUAGCAACCUAUAUUUGAGACCUCUUAUUACAAGUCCGAAAUACUCAAGAUUUCUCUGCUUGAUGCUUUUUAUAAUCGCAGUAGUCUUGCUGAGACGUUCUAGCAUUGUGGAGUUUUGAAUCUUCCUUACCCAAGAAACUUUUAAAAUUCUUCUAUAACACCACAUUUCGAAAGACUCAAGGCGAUUUAGAUCGAUUUUAUUCACAGUCCAGGACUCGACACCAUAAAGUAAGACAGAGAACACGUAGCAGCGAAGUAGGCGGAUCCUCAAUGCCAAUUUAAGGUCUCUGUUACAUAUUACCGUGGAAAUCCUUGUAAAAGUGGCUCUGGCCUGCUCUAUCCUAGAUCUAAUUUCAUCGUGAGUCUUAACGUUACAAUUUAAUUGAUAUCCAAGGUAAACAAUUUGAUCAACUUAUUCAAGAUUGAUAUUAUUAACAUAUUGUAUAGACGGUUUUAUAUUCUGUUGUAAGAAACUAUACUGUACAACUGUACUGUAAUACUGUACAAAUUAUUUAUGACUUCGCCGUUCACAAUUAUUCUUUCUUGUUUUCUUCUUUUAUGUAUGCAUUACAUAUAUUUGAACUGUCAUAGACUAAAAAUUAAGUUGAAUUUCAAUUAUUUACAAAUUGUAAUAAAAAAUUAAAGUAAGAACUAAAAUUUUUCUGAUUUUACUUUAAUCUCCACUAAAUGUUGAGAAAUAUGCUUUUCCUCUAAGGGUGCAAUACCAAAUAUUAAGGACCAGGGUAUUGUGAAAACGAGGUAUUGUCAAUGUUUCCAAUUUAAAAUAGAAAGAGAGAGAGAGAGAGAGAGAGAAAAAAAUAAAGAGAGGGAGAUAAAAAGAGAGAAAGUAGAGAUAGUAGAGAUAGUAGAGAAAGAGAGAGAGAGAGAGAGAGAGAGAGAGAGAGAGAGAGAGAGAGAGAGAGAGAGAGAGAGAGACAGAGAGAUAAACACACACCUACUUAGCGAACUUAACAUUCGAAUUGUCCUUAACUUUGCCAAGACUUUAAGAACUACUCUUGAUAAGAGUCCACAAUAUGUGUUUUUAUGUAACACAACGCGUUCUCACUUGACAUCGAUAAUCUUUAUCUUAAAAGGUACAGUUUGUUCCAAAAGAUUUAAAAUAAAAUAUUUAUGAAAAACGGGGACCAAAUUAAUUUAAAUUGUUGUUUUUACAACACCGUCAGUGAAUAUUUCUUUUAAUAAUUACUAUAAUACAAAAUUAACUCCUAUUUAUGCGCAUAUAACAGUUGGUUAGUUUAUUCAUUCAUCACGAAACGUAGGUAUUCAUUAAUCGUAAUUGUAGGAAUUUUUGGUAAAACUAAGGCGAAUAUUACACAAAACCUGGCUCUGUAUUGUUAGAUUUUUUAUUUUCUUUCUUCUAAUACGCUGUGUUGUAUGUUAUUUUCGAUUUAGAGUAAUUGUUUCAAAUGUAUAAUAAAACCAGUUUUGUUAUUAGA
Messenger RNA from Diabrotica virgifera virgifera (western corn rootworm), 10963 nucleotides. RefSeq names its product FH1/FH2 domain-containing protein 3 (gene Fhos). Lineage: Eukaryota; Metazoa; Arthropoda; Insecta; Coleoptera; Chrysomelidae. Gene Ontology annotation, cellular component: cytoplasm; cytoskeleton. The record is from RefSeq and is a predicted model, not a curated record. The transcript has 16 exons. The coding region runs from base 239 to 6724 and encodes 2161 amino acids. Gene Ontology annotation, molecular function: actin filament binding. Gene Ontology annotation, biological process: actin filament network formation; cortical actin cytoskeleton organization.